Molecule: messenger RNA, 3531 nt
Organism: Capsella rubella
Lineage: Eukaryota; Viridiplantae; Streptophyta; Magnoliopsida; Brassicales; Brassicaceae
Exons: 14
Coding region: 159-3113 (984 amino acids)
Biological process (GO): protein ubiquitination
Cellular component (GO): CCR4-NOT complex
Molecular function (GO): ubiquitin-protein transferase activity; RNA binding
Source: RefSeq, a predicted model, not a curated record
UUAUAACAAAAAAAAAAAGAAAUAAGAAAAAGAAAAAAAGAGCCAGCGGCCAAAAUCUCAGCCAUCCAAUCUCACUGCUCUCGUCUCUCUCUCUCUCGGAAUCUCCCACUUCUCUCAAUCUCCGAUCGAAUCUCUCUCUCUCUACUCAGCCGAAAAAAAUGAGUGAUUACGGUGAAAAGACUUGCCCAUUGUGUGCAGAGGAGAUGGAUUUGACUGACCAGCAAUUGAGGCCUUGCAAAUGUGGCUAUCAGAUUUGUGUUUGGUGCUGGCACCACAUAAUGGACAUGGCAGAGAAAGAUCAAUCAGAAGGGCGCUGUCCAGCUUGCCGCACUCCUUAUGACAAAGAAAAGAUUGUUGGGAUGACUGUUGAUCAGAGACUGACCUCUGAAGGCAACAUGGAUCGCAAAAAAACACAAAAGUCAAAAUUGAAACCUUCUGAAGGGAGAAAGCAACUAACUAGUGUUCGAGUGGUUCAAAGAAAUCUUGUUUACAUUGUUGGGUUACCACUAAAUCUAGCAGAUGAAGAUCUUCUCCAGCGUAAAGAAUAUUUUGGUCAGUAUGGAAAGGUUCUAAAGGUUUCCAUGUCCCGAACAGCAACGGGUCUCAUUCAACAGUUCCCUAACAAUACAUGCAGUGUAUAUAUCACUUAUGGCAAAGAGGAAGAGGCUGUUCGAUGCAUUCAGUCCGUUCAUGGGUUUAUCUUGGAUGGUAAAUCACUGAAGGCAUGUUUUGGGACAACCAAAUAUUGUCAUGCAUGGUUAAGAAACGUGGCAUGCAACAAUCCUGAUUGCCUCUAUCUGCAUGAGGUGGGCUCCCAAGAGGAUAGUUUUACAAAGGAUGAGAUCAUAUCAGCUUAUACAAGAGUUCAGCAAAUCACUGGAGCCUCAAAUACUAUGCAAUACCGUUCAGGGAGCAUGCUACCACCACCAUUGGAUGCUUAUUGCAGUGACAGUUCUACUGCAAAACCAAUUGCAAAAGUUCCAUCUACUACCGCAGUUAAUGUUCCCAAGAGUUCUCCACCUAGUGGGAGCUCUGGUAAAUCAACUGCUCUUCCUGCUGCAGCAUCAUGGGGGGCACGUUUAACAAAUCAAAAUUCUUUAGCAACUUCAGCUAUGUCAAAUGGAUCUUUGGAUAAUCAAAGAUCAACAUCGGAGAAUGGAACGUUGGCUAUGUCUACAGUUGUUGCAAAUGGGCCUGUAUUUUCUAGUAACACUCUUCAAAAACCACCUCACAAGGAAAAAAUCCAAAUAUUGGCUGAAAAAAGCAAACCUGGCGUGUUGAAGCCUUUGCAGCAUAACAAUGUGGUGGAUCCUGGGUCCAAGAGAACUACAUCACCUAAUAGAGAUGCUAGUAGCAAUCAGAUAUCCUGUUUAGUAGAAUCGUCACACAAUAGCAGAGUCAUUGACAAGCCUUCUGCUGUUGAGAGUUCUUUUGAACACACAGAUGAAAUUGCUGAAGAUGUCCCUGAUGUUAGUAACUUGUCGGCUAAUGUUGCACGGAUGGGGAUAACUACAAAUUCUAAGGAUGAAGGCCCUAGUGUUCCAGUGACUAUUGGUACUUAUUGUGAUCAAGGUUCUAUUAGACAACCUGGUAAUGAUGUAUCAAAUCUCGAGCAAUAUGGAAAACAUUCUCCUACAAACACUGAUGCAGAAUCUGACAUAUUACAAAAUGGGAUUCAUGGUUCAAGGCCAGAGUGGAAUUGGAGUUCAGGUUCACAAUCCCAGAUAGAUGUUAGGUCUACGUUGGAAGUGGAUGAUUUCACAUCAUUCAAUAACAAUAGGCGAGAUGUCGCGGAGGCUGUUAGCAACUCAUCGUAUAUGUUUAGCUCAUCAAGUUCUGCCCUGGAUUCGAAUAAUCUAGCUUCUCAUUCUUUACAGAACAGGGAAACUUCUGGAAGGAUGGAUUAUAAUAUUGGAUCCUCCUUUGACAUAGGUAACGAUAGAUUGCAUCUUCCAAAUGGAUUUUCUGAGAAACCAAUAUCCAGUAUGGAGCAUUCUUUAUUUGGUAAUGAAGGGAAGAGCAACAUUCAGAAAGCAGAGGAGGAUAUAAUUUCAAACAUUUUAGACUUUGAUCCCUGGGAUGAUACCUUGACUUCACCACACAAUUUUGCAAAAUUACUUGGCCAGAGUAAUCAUAGGGCCAGUACUUUGGAAUCUUCUAACCUCCUAAAGCAACAUAAUGACCAGUCCAGAUUCUCUUUUGCUCGGCAUGAAGAAUCAAAUAAUCAAGUGUAUGACAAUAAGAGUUACAGCAUCUAUGGGCAGUUGUCAAGAUAUCAGCCUCUUCAAGAGUUUGGAGUGAGCCGUGAUAUGUAUCAUGAUAAGCUUGGGAGUCAAAAUGGUUUUGCCUCAAAUUAUUCCGGUGGAUAUGAACAAUUUGCUGCUACUCCUGGAUUAUCUUCUUCCAAGAGUCCCGUGGCAAGGACUCAAGUCUCUGCUCCUCCUGGAUUCUCUGCUCCCAACAGGUUACCUCCUCCCGGUUUCUCUUCACAUGAAAGGACUGAUGUGUCUUCUGAUAGUGCAUCAGGAACUCGUUUACUUGAUGCGGCCGCUUUUUUGAAGAACACAUAUAAUAUACCAUCUCCAAGUGGCAAUUCAAAUGCUGCUGGAGAUAUUGAGUUUAUGGAUCCUGCAAUUUUAGCUGUUGGAAGGGGAAGAGUUCACAAUGUGAUGGAAACAGCAGACUUCGAUAUGAGAUCAGGGUUCUCUUCUCAGCUGAAUUCCUUUGAGAACGAUGCAAGACUUCAAUUGUUGGCGCAGAGGUCUCUGGCUGCACAACAAGUCAAUGGAUUUCACGAUCCCAGGAACGUUAACAACUUCUCUUCUUCACUCGCAGACCCAUAUGGGAUUAGUUCGAGGCUAAUGGAUCAAACUCAAGGCACUGGCUUAUCUCCUUUCACACAGUUGCCUAGACAAGCUUCACCAAAUUCAUUGUUGUCAAAUGGACACUGGGAUAAGUGGAAUGAUCCCCAAAGUGUUAACACUCUUGGUAUCACCCAGCUUCUAAGGAACGAACAGAUGGGAUUUAAUGACAAUGUCUACAACCGUUUUGAAGAGCCUAAAUACCGGAGGCCCAGUCCGGGAGAUCCGUACAACAGAACAUACGGGAUGUGAUUGCUUGGUUGGAUUUUCUCAAAAGAACGAUUGUUUGGCUGAUUGCAGUGUUGGAAGAAUCAUAGUCGAAACUGCUCUGUCUAUUUGCAUAUAUCAAACCAGAUCCAGUACCAACAAUCGCAAUAUUGGCUUCCCAUAAGCAGUUUAAACUCAAUUGGAGGAAACCUUACCAUGUUGUGUCUCAGCGAAAUAGUUUGAUGCUGCAGUGCCUACUGAUUUAGUCUACAUGUGCAUUCUGCAAAAGGCUGAACUUCUAGCAAACUCCCCAGCAUUUUUGGCGCUACUGUGAAUUCAUCCUCUGUAUAGACUAUAUAGAGCUAUAGACUAUAGAGCUUUCAAGAACAGUAUCAGUUUAUGCUUUUGUAAAAGAAGAGUUGCUGUUAGAAGAAAAAAAAAAAGAGUCCUCUUCAUCUUUUUU